Pangasianodon hypophthalmus (striped catfish) is the source of this 1559-nucleotide messenger RNA. Its product is annotated as tripartite motif-containing protein 16-like protein. The record is from RefSeq and is a predicted model, not a curated record. Bases 140 to 1528 code for a protein of 462 amino acids. Lineage: Eukaryota; Metazoa; Chordata; Actinopteri; Siluriformes; Pangasiidae. The transcript has 5 exons. Gene Ontology annotation, molecular function: zinc ion binding; protein binding.
GUUAAGCCUGAACCGCUUCCUUCUUUAAAGCCACGCCUGCUGUCUUUUUCACACUGUAACACCCACAGGAACAUGAAGCUCUUUUCUGAGGAAACGAAAAACUCUCUCACGCUCUCUCUCAGUGUGUGAGUUUACAAAAAUGGCAGAAGCUAAUAUUUUAAUACCUAAGGAUCUGUUCAGCUGUCCAGUGUGUUUGGAUCUCCUGAAAGAUCCAGUGACAAUUGCCUGUGGCCGCAGUUUCUGUCAGGUGUGUAUUAAUGGCUUCUGGGACCAGGAGGAUGUGAAGGGAGUCUACAGCUGCCCCCAGUGUAGAAAGACUUUCACUCUAAGGCCUGUCCUACGCAGGAACAACAAGCUUACUAAAGUGGUGGAGGAACUGAAGGAGACUGAACUCCAAGCUGCUUCACCUGCUCACUGUUACGCUGGACCUGGAGAUGUGGAGUGUGAUUCCUGCAUUAGGAGAAAACGCAAAGCAGUCAGGUUCUGUCUGGUGUGUCUGGCCUCCUACUGUGAAGCUCAUCUUCAACCUCACUAUCAGUCUCCUGCCUUUAAGCAGCACAAGUUAGUUGAAGCCUGUGCAGAGCUCCAAGAGAAGAUCUGCUCUCAACACAAAAAACCGAUCGAGAUCUACUGUCGUACUGACCAAAGCUUCAUCUGUUAUCUGUGUGUGAUGGAUAAACACAAAGGCCACGAUACAACUAAUGCAGAAAAAGCUGAAAAACAGAAUGAGCUAAAAGAGGAGCAGAUGAAAUCCCAGCAGAGGAUCCAGGAGAAGCAGAAGAAGGUCCAGGAGCUGAAACAGACUGUGGACACUAUUAAGAGUUUCCCGUCUCUCUUUGUUCCUCCUGGAUGUGAGGACUCACCCAGCAUCACUGUCAAUCAACAUCUCUCAUUUGAUGGAGUGAGGCAAGCUCUCUCAGAUCUGAAAAAACGAGUUGAGGAAAACUCAACUGUUCAGAUGAUUUUACCCUCAGAACCAAAGAGCAGAGAAGAUUUUGUGCAGUAUUUCUGUUAUCUGACUCUGGAUCCCAACACAGUACAUCGUCGACUCAUUCUGUCUGAGGAGAACAGAGUGGUGACACACAGCAGGACAGAACAGCGAUACUCUUAUCAUCCAGAGAGAUUUCAGUCUUACACCCAGGUGUUGUGCAAGGAGAGUGUGAGUGGACGUUGUUACUGGGAAGUGGAGUGGAGCAGUGGUGUGUCCAUAUCAGUCUCUUAUAAAGAGAUCAGCAGGAAAGGAGAAGCUAAUAAGUGUUUGUUUGGAUACAACAGUCAGUCCUGGAGUCUGCGCUGUUCUUCUUCCUCUGUCUGUUUCUGGCACAACGACAUUAAGACUGACCUUGGAAUUCCAUCAUCCUCCAGAAUAGGAGUGUAUGUGGAUCACAGUGCAGGAACUCUGUCCUUCUACAGCUUCUCUGACACGAUGAGGCUCCUCCACAGAGUCCACGCCACAUUCACUCAGCCUCUAUACGCUGGAUUCAGACUAUGGUAUAACUCAUCUGUGAGGUUAUGUGAUCCAAAAUGAAAUGUUAGUAAAAGUGUUUAGAAAAAUUAAA